AUGAGUGCUUCCAGGCAGAACGACGACGAUGAUGAUGAUGAUCCUUCCGUAUUGCGGGUAGCCUUGUGUCAGCUCCCCGUGACAAACGACAAGGCCCAGAAUCACCAAACGGCAAGGGAGUAUCUUAAUCGGGCGGCUAAUCAGGGAGCAAGGCUUGUGGUUUUGCCGGAAAUCUGGAAUUCCCCGUACGCAACGGCCGCCUUUCCAGAGUACGCCGAACAGUUGCCCGACGUUCUCGCUCAAGAUGGUGACGGACACACAGGCGUGUACGAGUCACCUUCGGCCGAUCUCUUGCGCGAGAGCGCCAAAGAACACAAAUUGUGGAUUGUCGGAGGCAGUAUUCCCGAGCGUGAUGACGACGAUAAAAUUUACAAUACCAGUCUGGUAUUUGAUCCUCAAGGAAACCUGGUGGCGAAGCAUCGCAAAAUGCAUCUCUUCGAUAUCGACGUUCCGGGGGGUAUUACCUUUUUCGAGUCGGACACCUUGAGUCCUGGAAACACUGUGUCCCACUUUGCCACCCCGUGGGGCAACAUUGGAUUGGGCAUCUGCUACGAUAUACGAUUUCCAGAAUACGCCAUGCUCUUGGCCAAAGAGCACGACUGCGGAAUACUAAUCUACCCAGGAGCCUUCAAUCUUACCACUGGCCCGGCUCAUUGGGAGUUGCUGCAGCGUGGUCGGGCCGUGGACAAUCAGUGUUUCGUCUUGACGGCUUCGCCCGCGCGUACCGAACCUCCUUCAAAGGCCGGUCUGUAUCCCCACUACACAGCCUGGGGUCAUUCGACCGCGGUGUCUCCGUGGGGUGAAGUGAUUGCAACGACGAAUGAAAAGGCCGGCAUUGUUUUCGCGGAUCUAGACCUGUCCAAGGUUACGGAAAUGCGAACCUCCAUUCCGAUUGGCAAGCAAAAACGAACGGAUCUCUAUCAGCUAGUUGGAAAAUCCUGA
Molecule: messenger RNA, 942 nt
Organism: Phaeodactylum tricornutum CCAP 1055/1
Lineage: Eukaryota; Bacillariophyta; Bacillariophyceae; Surirellales; Neidiaceae
Exons: 1
Coding region: 1-942 (313 amino acids)
Biological process (GO): oxaloacetate metabolic process; L-glutamine metabolic process
Cellular component (GO): mitochondrion
Molecular function (GO): omega-amidase activity
Source: RefSeq, a predicted model, not a curated record